AUGCACAGCCUAGGCAGUAUCAAGCCAAGAAAAGAGACAAUCUAUAUACCUACCUACCUACCUACUUACCUACCUACAUAUCUACCUAGUUUGCAGUGGGUGCUGCUAUUUCUUUUUCCCCCUUCUAGACAAUUACUCUCUGCACAUGCUUCUUCUGUUGUGUUGAUGUCUGCGUUGGUCUACAUAUAUAUCUCCUUUCUGGCUCUACCUUACCAAUCAUGUGGAGGACUACAGCUACCUACUACCCAUGCGUUUGUUCAAGAGCAUCAUAGAUAUAGAACCACUGGUUUACAAGGCAAGACCAGGCUAGGCUUUGGCCUGCUCAGCAGUUUCAGUUUUUCCCAAAAGAAAAGUAUGGUUUUAGCUUCAGCGGUUAUCAAUAUCAUACGGAAUCUGAUCGAUCGAUGGAGGUUGCGGGGUAGAUCUACGUUUGUCGAUGACACUAUACGGAGUACACAUGUACUUGCCUUGUUUUGUUGCCUACCUACCUUCUAUCCUUUUCAGCCUGUUCCUACAUUACAAAACCAGCCGGCAAGGACUCCUCCAAAACUGGCUGGGACCGCGUCAAGCUCCGGACGUACAGCACAGUACCACGUCAACCUGCCUGAGACACGCGGGCAUCCACCUAGAUCAUUGAUUGACCUUAUGGUCUAG
This is a messenger RNA of Rasamsonia emersonii CBS 393.64, 654 nucleotides long. RefSeq lists its product as uncharacterized. The transcript is spliced from 5 exons. Bases 1 to 654 code for a protein of 217 amino acids. The record is from RefSeq and is a predicted model, not a curated record. Lineage: Eukaryota; Fungi; Ascomycota; Eurotiomycetes; Eurotiales; Trichocomaceae.